AAUAUUAUACCACCACCACCACCACCACAAUCUCCACAACCACCACUACCGAGAGCCACUGGAGGUUCGAUUUCCGCUCCCCAGCCAGCUAAUAUUACGACACACAGACGAAGCAUUGUGAAAAGAAGGCAACAAGGGAAACGAGAAGCCCGAGUCAGUUUUGGCACUAGUGAGCGAGGAAGGUGGAUAGACGGGCGGGCUGGCGAGCUGUUGGGCCUGACUGGGCUGAGGAAAAGGAGGGUUGAAAGCAUGGAGCGAAGGUUGAGGUGACAGACAGUGCAGUGGACAAGCUUUCUUCUUCACUGUCUCUCCAAUGGAAGCUCCUCAUCUCAUUUUUUUGUUUUACUUUCUUGGAGUUUGUGAAGUGUCCUGCUGAUUUCCAGAGUCGAGGCCCGCCAUGGUGCUGUGCAGGGCGAGUGUGUCUGAGUGGCCGCGUUCCCGGGUGUGCUGAUGGACGCCUGCGACUGCCAUGCUGAGGGUGGCGAGAGCCCGACGCGCCCUGCUGUGGCUGGGCGCGGCGGGCGUAUGCGUGGCGGCGGGGCGUGUGCUGUGGGUCCUGCUGUUCAUCACACUCGAGCCUUACUUCGUCCAGCACGCCAGCCACGCCAGCCACCACCUCUACGGCGAUCUCCCGACACUCAACAAGCAAGAGUCACCUCCCAGGCUACCGGGAUCGUCGACAGCGGCCGUGGGAGGACACAAUGGCGAGAAGGUUGUGUUGUUUUGGACGACGUGGUUCGGGAAGGCGUGGUGGGUACGGUUGGGCGGCGGCGUGGACCUGCAGGCCGGGCAGUGUCCCGAGACUCGCUGCGUCUUCACCCACGACCGCUCCAGGCAGCACGAGGCCUCCGCUGUUCUGUUCCAGUCCGAGGGCGUGGCCGCUCGGGACCUGCCUCGGAGCCGUGAGUCGUGGCAGCGUUGGGUGUGGGUCCAUGUGGAGGCGCCGCCCUACUCCACUCGCGCUGCCCUCAGACUCCGCCCCAGUGUGCCGGUUGCAGGCGCCCCUCGAGACCUGAGUGGCCUCUUCAACUGGACCAUGACCUAUCACCCCGCCUCGGACAUCAUGGAGCCUUACGGGGCCCUACUGCCGCUGUCCGCUGAUGGGGGCCCUGACGAACCGCCGCCCCCCGCCCCCGCCGCUGUCUCGCCCCUCUCCAUUUCUCCACGAAGCCGUCCUCCCUUCACGCCCAUUCGUCCGGCCCUUCUCGACGCCACCAGCUCCACCCACGCCGCCUACCUCAACGCUCUGCAUCACAAGAAGACUCUGCCUCGCCUGCUUCCGUCCCCCUGGCCUCGCUACGUCGAUAGGGAGCCAAGCCCCGCGGGAGAGUCCUGGAGGGCCUUCCUGACGAGGCCGCGUCUGGUGGCCUGGAUGUCGUCCCACUGCUACACCGCCUCCCGCCGCGAGGAGUACGUGCGGCGCCUCCAGCAGCACGUGGCCGUCGACGUGUACGGAACCUGCGGCCCUCUGAGGUGCAGCAGAAGGGAGAAGCACCGCGACGACAGCUGCUGGCGGGAGGUGAUUGGCGUCCGGUACCUCUUCUACCUGGCCUUUGAGAACGCCCUGUGUGACGCCUACGUGACGGAGAAGGUGUGGCGGCCGCUGGUGCACGGCCUGGUGCCCGUGGUGCUGGGGGGUGCCAAUUACUCCGCCUUCCUGCCACACAAAUCCUUCAUCAACGCCGGAAGCCUCGGGCCGCUCCAGUUGGCUCACCUGCUGCUUCGCCUGCAGAAAAACCCUCGGGAGUAUGCCGAGUACCACCUGUGGAGGGCGUUCUGGAGGCCGACGCUGAGGCCUCCUCUGUGUGAACUGUGCCUCAGGCUUCACAACAGCUCGCAGACCACGACGCAGCAGGACCUUGACAUGUGGUGGCGGGGCCUGGGGCGCUGCCGGCCUGGCCAUUAGGAGUCCACGAUAAAUAUUAGACACCGAGAAAGGUUUUGGCUUAGAUUGGAGCAUCACGCAGUACACGAAACAACAGGGCUGAGUCAGUGUGGUGGCGGCCCCUGGGAACUGCCUGACUGGGCCUUCUUUAGCCGUCUGCUCGAAUGGAAAUUAAGAUUGUCACCGAGAGCCUUGCUUCCUGACCUCACACACUUUAAAACACUGUGCCUGAAUCGCUGAUUCUUAACUUUUGUUGCCAGCUGUGCCUUUAGCAUGAUGAAGAAGUCCCAAGACAAUAUUACACAACACAAUCGAGUAUUUUGAUCAGCGUAACGUUCACGUGCCUUACCGGCCACGCAACACCCGCCACACUGUUGAUCCCGCCCCUGACCCAGAUCAUUGCCCAUUGCUGGCUUGCGGCCUGACCCGUCCACCUCAUCCCCCCCACCUCUGCCUUGUGCCUGAACUGUAGUACGAGCUUACCGCAAGGAUGCACACACGGUCAUAAGGAAGCUACAAAAGGCCACUCGAUCAGUCCACCUAGGGGAGCUCCAUGCAGGCAAUCCUUCUUUCACUAUGUGGCCAGAAAGAAUUUAUGAGAAAUUUUCAUAUUUUUAUGUUUAUUUUAAAUAAUAUUCUGCAGGAUGCAUCUCUCAAUCUUCGUGGAUGAAAGGAUGUUUACUGAGUGCCUCCUUCACCUGUUUACCUUCCUGCCCCGCCUUUGAGCCGCGCCAGGCAGCCGUGAUUGCCCGCCGCGGCCACUCACCCAGCUGCCUUCUGUGUUGCCUGCCUCGGUGCUACGCGUAGAGCGACCUCUGUUGUUAUAUAUUGUUGUAUGAUUAUAGAGAACUUUAUUUCAGUGUAUUCUCUCUCUCUCUCUCUCUCUCUCUCUCUCUCUCUCUCUCUCUCUCUCUCUCUCUCUCUCUCUCUCUCUCCACACACACACACACACACACACACACACACACACACACACACACACACACACAUCCAACAAGCAAACAAAAAGACCGAGGGAAAAUAAAGCAGUCUGCCCUUCACGCCAUACAGGGCGGUGAAGUCACUGCGUACGGGUUGUGUUGUGGAGUUGCAGACAUCCUUUUCUUCAACGACUGUACGUACCUACACAUAUAUUGUUGCUACUCGAUAUUUUUUGCAUCUUUCCAUCAUGACUUUACACUGUACUUCAUAGUUUACAAUAAAAUGAUACUCACA
Eriocheir sinensis (Chinese mitten crab) is the source of this 3100-nucleotide messenger RNA. RefSeq names its product alpha-(1,3)-fucosyltransferase C-like. The record is from RefSeq and is a predicted model, not a curated record. NCBI's taxonomy places the organism in Eukaryota, Metazoa, Arthropoda, Malacostraca, Decapoda, Varunidae. Gene Ontology annotation, molecular function: alpha-(1->3)-fucosyltransferase activity. Bases 470 to 1906 code for a protein of 478 amino acids. The transcript is spliced from 6 exons. Gene Ontology annotation, cellular component: membrane.